Molecule: messenger RNA, 1413 nt
Organism: Cicer arietinum (chickpea)
Lineage: Eukaryota; Viridiplantae; Streptophyta; Magnoliopsida; Fabales; Fabaceae
Source: RefSeq, a predicted model, not a curated record
ACUACUACCGUCUACCAGUACAGUACUUGUACACAAACAAGCAGACAAUUGAGACCGAAACGAUCACUAAGGUUUCCGUUUCAAAUAUUUUUGAUCCUCUUCUUCUUCUUCCUUCAAAACCCUAGAAAUCCUCCCAAAUCACUUUUUUCAAAACCCUAAAAAAUCUCAAAUCGAUAAUUCAAAACUCAACCACUGCAAUGAGCCUUCCACCGACAAAACCCUCUCUAUCAUCAACACAAUCACCAGAACAGAUGAACGCGUUCCCCUUCGUCAAAGGCGAAUGCUGCAACUGCGGUAUCAAAGACCGCUGGCUUCUCCACAACGUCGUCGUUCGCGGCGUCGAUCGUCGAAUUUGCACCUCCUGCGUCCUCCGUCUCCACCCAUCAUCUUUUUGCCCUUGUUGCUUCGAAUUCUACGAAAACCCUUAUUCCCUCACUUCCGCUACCUCUGCGCACCGUUUCGUCUCCUGUGUCAAAUGUUCUUCCCUUUCUCAUAUUCAGUGUCUCUCUUCUUCACCUCCUCCGUCUUCCUUCCUCUGCCCUCCUUGCUCUCAACCUAAAUUCACCUUUUUCCCAGUUCCUGAAUUCCCUGUUGAUGAAAAACUUGCCAAGAUUUUCCUCUGUGCCUGUAAGAUCGCUUCUGCUUCCAUGAAAAAACAAGCUGCUGCUUCCACAGUUAGGUCUGAUAGGGCAGUUAAGGAGGCUGCAAUAGCGCGGAAGAAGGCUAAAGAAGCAUUGGAGCAUUGCUUUACGAUUGAAAGGCUCAGGGAUUCGUAUGAUUUAGCUAAUAACAAUGUUGUGUGUAAAAAAGAGGACUUUAAUGAUUUUGGUGGAGGACAAGGACAAGGUCAACCACAGUCCCAGAAUGUUGCUCUCAAUAACAAAAUUGGGUCGAAUGGGAGUUCUGUUGUUGUCAACAAAUUUGGGGCUAAUGGGAAUGAUGGCAGAAUAGGGAAUAAUGGUGGGAGAUUUGGUGCUGCUUUGAAAACAUCAGUUCUUUAACAUUUACUACUGCUUGAUUAAGACUUAGAAAGAUUGACAAGGGCAUGGCUGUUUCUAGAGUUAGUACUGCUGCGAAAUUCUGAGUAAGAAAGUAUACAUUUGACCAUUUUCGUAGUAUACACAUGAUACAUUUCAUGUAUCGAAUCCAUUUCAUUCCCUUGUAAAGCUUCGGAACUGAUGUGAUUAUGCAAUUCUAUUGUACUUUAAGUGCCUUGCUGUAAUUAGGCUUGCGGAUUUUUUUCUUCCUUUUAGUGAGUAUCAGAUGUUAGUUCAUUUUUAACUUCUAUACACCUCUUCAUUUUCUUUCACUAUCAGGUGUCAAAUGUGACUCUGGUUAUCUGGGAUUUUAAUAAUCAUAAUCAUAGUGGUUUUAGCUAUCAUUUUUUUAAUGAAGUGGUUGGAUUUAGGAACA